UAGACCAUACCGGCAUGUCAGGAACAAUGUUACAUAAAUACAAGUUACGUUAUUAAGUUAUGAUUUCUGCGUGGAAAAGAGAAUUAGCAUCGAACUACAUAUUUACAAAACUUACAAGGUUUCAGUGUAGACCAGCGGAGCUAGUUUUAGUGACGGCGAGCAAGGAAUCACUAUGAGUAGGUCUGGAAGGUACACGGUGAACCCGGAUGAAGGUGCCAGAGUGGAGGACAGGCGACCGGAGAACCGGGACUUGGUGAACGGCCCACAGCAGGCUGCCAACUCGUUAGGAAACACACCUGACUACUAUGGAGAUCGGGGAAUGAACGGGCGGGAGAACGAGAGUUUGCUUAUGAAGCCAGUAACUCUUAGCCCCAGCUGGGAAGAGCAAAAUAAACCAGAAGAUGAGCUCAAUUUCAAGACAGUCGUUGUGACGUCAGAGCCAAAAGACAGGUUUAAUUUCGUGUAUAUCAUCAUGUUGAUUCAUGGAAUUGGAGUGCUGAUGCCUUGGAAUAUGUUCAUCACAGCAGAAAAGUACUUCACAGAUUACAAGCUGGCCACCAAUACAAGUGGUGACACUGAAUACAGGGACAACUUCAUGAGUUACUUGGGCAUUGCUUCACAAAUUCCCAAUGUGCUUCUCAACUUCAUCAAUCUGUUUGUUCAGUGUGGUGGUAACCCCAGGACGCGCAUUCCUGAAGCAUUGCUCUCAUUGCUCUCAUCUUUAUACUAACAACAGCUUUGGCCAUGAUCGACUCUUCAGAUUGGCCAGGCUAUU
Priapulus caudatus is the source of this 775-nucleotide messenger RNA. RefSeq lists its product as uncharacterized. Gene Ontology annotation, cellular component: plasma membrane. Bases 173 to 730 code for a protein of 185 amino acids. The record is from RefSeq and is a predicted model, not a curated record. NCBI's taxonomy places the organism in Eukaryota, Metazoa, Priapulida, Priapulimorpha, Priapulimorphida, Priapulidae. Gene Ontology annotation, biological process: nucleoside transmembrane transport. Gene Ontology annotation, molecular function: nucleoside transmembrane transporter activity. The transcript has 7 exons.